This is a messenger RNA of Scomber scombrus (Atlantic mackerel), 762 nucleotides long. RefSeq names its product kit ligand b (gene kitlgb). The record is from RefSeq and is a predicted model, not a curated record. Gene Ontology annotation, biological process: cell adhesion; positive regulation of cell population proliferation. Gene Ontology annotation, molecular function: cytokine activity; stem cell factor receptor binding. Gene Ontology annotation, cellular component: plasma membrane. The transcript has 7 exons. Bases 1 to 762 code for a protein of 253 amino acids. Lineage: Eukaryota; Metazoa; Chordata; Actinopteri; Scombriformes; Scombridae.
AUGAGGAAAAAAAUCGUGAAAGCACCUUGUCUCCUCUUGAGUCUGUUCACAAGUUUGAAUCUCUGCUCUGCAAAAUUUGGGACACCCAUAACUGAUGAUGUGAGCAAGCUGUCAUUAUUGAAGCAAAAUAUUCCCUCUGAUUAUGAGAUCCCUGUUCAUUACAUUCCCAAAGAAGUGGCUGGCACGUGCUGGGUGGUGUUGAAUAUCUAUCCUUUGGAGCAGAGUCUUCGGAAGCUGGCCAACAUGUUUGGCACCAUAUCCUCCAACAAAGAAAAUAUAAUUGUCUUCAUUGCGAUGCUGAAGAGCUUACGGUUCACAUUUGACCACGAGGAACUAGAAACAGCGAUGCAAGUCUUCCAGUGUCACUAUCAGGAAGGAAGCUUAAUGUCUGGUCUUUACUUUGACUACAUCAGAGAUGUUUUGCAUGCUGCCACUCAAGGAAACCCCGGCUUCUCGUGCAAGCCGCCACCAUGCACUAAUCCACAGCAAACACCAGGGGGUCAAAAGGACGGUCGUGAAUACAGCUGGUCGAAGAGAACUCCUCUGUUUCUGACAUUCAUUCCCAUCAUAGCUUGUGUUGUUCUUAUCAUAUGGCUGUUCAAAUCUGGAAAGCGUUUACCAGUUUGCAGCACUGAAAAUAGCGAAAUGGCACCUUCUGACAUGGUCCCAACUGUGUCUAUCUCCAUCCCACUUCAAACACUCACCCACGCUGCUGAUGCUCAGCCAGCGAGGGAGGCGAUCCCUGAACACGAAAGUGGAUGA